GGUUUUGUAUCAGUCAUGUUUCCUCUUCUCAUCCUGCUAAUACCAGUCCUGGUCCUGGGACAACGGUUCAGGACGGAUGGAUUGUGCGGAGAAGAUAACCUAGCUCCGGAUGGAAACCCUGCAACCUGUGAACAUAUUCCUCCCUUCCCAACCUGCUGUCAGAAGAACGGUCACUGCGGCUGGAGCUGCGAUGAUGCACCCCCUGUCCCGGAUGUUGGACGCCCUGCUGAGACCCAAUCUCCUGGUGGAGGAGGAGGUGAGAGUGCUCCAGCUCAGGUCUUCACAAGCAACGGUUUGUACAGGUCGGACGGAAAGUGUGGAGUAAGUUAUCCCCUAGAGGACGGAACCCUGGCAGAAUGUGAUCCUAACUCCGAGUACUGGUGCUGCUCUGAACACGGGUUCUGCGGAGGAACCGAGGAACAUUGCAACUGUGAAACCUGUGUGAACUACAGACCUGUACAUGUAGUCGGGAAGGUUAGGUCGGACAGAAGAUGUGGAGCUAAGUAUCCACUGCAGGACGGAGAACCCGGAGAAUGCGACGGAUCAACCCAGAACCAUUGUUGUAGUAUACACGGAUACUGUGGUCCUGGUCCUGAACACUGUGAUUGUGCCGGCUGUGUAGACUACAGGGGAGGUGUGCCUGUAGAGGUUCCACUGUUUGAUGGAAAGGUUCGAGCGGAUCGAAGAUGUGGUUCAAGUUUCCUUCUCCCGGAUGGUUCGGAGAGUGAAUGUGACGGAUCCAGCGAGAACCCCUGCUGCAGUAAGUGGGGCUAUUGUGGACCAGGGGACGAACACUGCUCCUGUCCUACUUGUAAGGACUAUAGGACGGAGGAGGAUAAGAAAAAGGACUGGGAGGGGACCUGGAGAAAGGAUCGGAGAUGCGGAGCUGAUUAUCCGCUCCCUGAUGGAUCCGGACCCGGAGAAUGUAAUCCUGAAAGUGAGAAUUAUUGUUGUAGUAAAUGGGGAUUCUGCGGAGGUGACGGAGAACACUGUGACUGUCCAGAAUGUGUCGAUUAUAAAUCAAAAUAAAGGCAAAAUAUUUUUGUAAAAAUGUUUUAAAAUUCUAUUUGUUGAAAUACAUUGUUAUCAGUA
Messenger RNA from Eurytemora carolleeae, 1092 nucleotides. Its product is annotated as lectin-B. Gene Ontology annotation, molecular function: chitin binding. Lineage: Eukaryota; Metazoa; Arthropoda; Copepoda; Calanoida; Temoridae. Bases 16 to 1029 code for a protein of 337 amino acids. The record is from RefSeq and is a predicted model, not a curated record. The transcript is spliced from 5 exons.